AUGAACAAGAGGCCACGAACAAGCAUCGGCAAGGCUGUCGUCAAUGUUUGGCAGCGCGAGGUCGGCGAGCUCUCGGCCAGAAAUUUUACCCACCGUGUUGGUGGCUCUGAGGAUCUUGUGCUUCGACUUGAACUCUACAGGAAGCUCGAGAAGCAUCGAGGAUGUGUGAACACUAUAAGCUUCAAUGCGGCUGGUGAUAUUCUGGUUUCAGGCUCUGAUGACAGGCGGGUCAUCCUAUGGAACUGGGAAACUGGGAAAGUUCAGCUUUCAUUCCAUUCAGGUCAUAAUAACAAUAUUUUCCAAGCAAAGAUCAUGCCUUAUACCGAUGAUAGAAGCAUUAUCACCUGUGCUGCUGAUGGGCAGGUGAGACAUGCUCAAAUUUCAGAUAAAGGACAAGUGAAAACUUCAUUGUUGGGCAAACAUCUGGGGCGCUCUCAUAAGUUGGCAAUUGAGCCUGGGAGCCCUCACAUUUUUUACACCUGUGGUGAAGAUGGAUUGGUGCAACAUUUUGAUCUGAGGACUGGGGCUGCCACAGAACUUGUCACAUGCCAACCUCUUGAUGGUAAAAGGAGUCACAUGCCAGCCAUCCAUCUAAAUGCAAUUGCAAUUGACCCAAGAAACCCAAAUUUCUUUGCAGUGGCAGGUUCUGACGAAUAUACUCGACUUUUUGAUAUCCGCAAGUAUAAAUGGGACGGAUCAUCUGAUUUUGGCCAACCUGCAAACUUCUUUUGCCCACCACACUUGAUUGGUGAUGGGCGAGUUGGAAUUACUGGAUUGGCCUUCUCAGAACAGAGUGAACUUCUUGUCUCAUACAAUGAUGAGAACAUCUAUCUUUUUGAACGAGAUAUGGGAUUGGGACCUAAUCCAGUUCCAACGUCUCCAGUUUCUAUGGGCAGUGAUGCAAGUGAAAUGAGUACUGAUCAUCAGAGUGAAGCAUCUCCAUCAACCAUGGCUAUUGAUGAAAGUUCUGCUCCUCAAGUUUACAAGGGUCAUAGGAACUGUGAGACUGUGAAAGGCGUGAACUUCUUUGGUCCUAAAUGUGAGUAUGUUGUGAGCGGGUCUGACUGUGCGCGGAUAUUCAUAUGGAAGAAAAAGGGUGGGGAGCUGAUUCGUGUUAUGGAAGCAGAUAAGCAUGUGGUAAAUUGCAUCGAGUCUCAUCCUCACACCACAGUUCUUGCAAGCAGCGGAAUCGAUAGUGACAUCAAGAUAUGGACUCCAAAGGCCAAUGAGAGAGCUACUCUGCCUCAGAACAUCGAGAAGAAGAAACCCAGGGCUAGGGGAUGGAUGUACCGCCUAUCCUCACCCGAGGACUUGAUGUUGCAACUGUUUUCAUUGCAAAGGCAGAGGGUAAGCCCAGAGCGCGACGGCGAGAACUCAAAUGAUGGUCAGGAACUUCUAGAGCUAAUAAUGGCAUUCCAGCGCAACUCUGAUGAUUCUUCAGAGGACGGAGGAGACACCUCCAGUCAGGAUGAUUUGUUUUGUUGA
Messenger RNA from Prunus armeniaca (apricot), 1485 nucleotides. The record is from the annotation of a GenBank genome assembly. NCBI's taxonomy places the organism in Eukaryota, Viridiplantae, Streptophyta, Magnoliopsida, Rosales, Rosaceae.